GAGUUGCAACUGGAGUCCAGAUCCAACAGCCCUCUCUCUCUCUCUCUGUCUUCCAUGUCACUACUCCCCCAUUUACGAUUCCGGGGAAUGUAAGCAGCAGGCUAAUUAGGGUUGGCGACAGAGUCUGACCGACACCGACAUCGACAUCGCGAUGUUUUGAUCGGUGGAGCCAAGUCAGAGACGCAGCAGUGCCUAGAUCCGUGGGCAGUUUGGAACAUUGCCAGUGGUGUGUGCGAAGAAUUCGUUGAUCGGCGUGAGAGACGGGGUUUGGAGAGGAAGGACGACGAAUUGGAUAGAAGAGCUUGGGAAUUGGGCUUCAGCGAGGGGAAGACAUGGUCGCGGAAACGAAGACCGCGAAAAUGCAGAUGGUGUGGAAGCAACCGAAGAAACGGACGCGUCCGCUGGUCUUGAACCCUCUUCAAUUUCAAGCUGCGGUUGAGAACGAUGCGCGUUCCGAGAGGGGCGGUGGAGCUUCCGGUGGAAGGGUAUCGGCAGAGUUUGGUGAAUUGAGUGUGAUGGAUGCUGUGGAGAAAGAGGAGCAUGCGAACAGUAAGUUGUCUGAGCAAUUGUUGGGUGAAGGAAAUGCCUUGGCAGAGGAAGGUAAAUUCGGAGAGGCCUUGGGGAAGUGGGAAACAGCCAUAUUUCUCACUCCGCAGAAAGCUCUGCUUCACGAGCAGAAGGCACAAGUUCUGCUGGAAAUUGGCAAAACUUGGAGCGCGGUUCAAGCUGCAACGAGCGCUACACAGUUGCAGCCCACUUGGAUCGACGCGUGGGUGACUCUUGCUCGAGCUCAGCUCAAUUAUGGAGAGCCUUAUCUUGCUGUCGAGAGUGCACGCACUGCCCUGAAGCUCGAUCCUUCUCACAAGGAUGCCAAUACCGAACUUGAAAGAGCACAGUUUCUUGCUGUCAGACAACGCCAGGCUGCAAGAGAGUCGGCUGCCUUGAAUGUGGAUGCAGAAGCCAUUUUACCUGACGGGCAAAAUAGAUUGCCUUCUUGUCGACGAGCAAAGGUCUACGACUCUCAAGAUAUAGGUUUUGGUGAAGAGCAUCAUCAGGUUGCACACAAAGAGGCCAAAAUUGAGAAAGAGGAUACAAAUGAAGAGAAACUAUUUGAUAAGUACGAUGAUGAUGAUUAUGAUUGGGUAGACGAAGUUCGGAAGCCACCGGAGCUCACUGAUGAGAAUUUGCUUUCUGAUUUUUCAGACAUUUAAGGGACAAUGGUUGAGGCAGGUAGGAGAAGUUAUGGUGUAUAUAAAUACAGCUGACGUGAGGUUUACUUUAGGCUUUUGCUGUAAAUAUGAUGUUCUUUGUUUGGAUGGGAAAAUUCAAUUGAAAUGCAAAGAACCUUUAUUAGCU
Marchantia polymorpha subsp. ruderalis is the source of this 1356-nucleotide messenger RNA. Lineage: Eukaryota; Viridiplantae; Streptophyta; Marchantiopsida; Marchantiales; Marchantiaceae. The record is from the annotation of a GenBank genome assembly.